AGAGAAGAGCAGAGGAUAAUGAGCUGUGUUGUGUGUUUACGUUUCCCUUCAGGCUCAACGUGACAAGAGGACUGACUCUGGCGGCGGUCGGAACUCCGGAGGGCGUCACCUGACCACCCACGCCUGCCAUCACAUUCACCACAGCAAGGAAGGCGUCAGGAGCAGGGAGGCAGCGUCAUAUUGCAGAGUGGAAGGGUUGAUUCGUGAAGCUCAAUGUUCGGUGUGGUCCUCAGCGCCGUGGUAUGUGGCCUGGUGCCCUACCUGGUGAUCCGCGCCCUGUGGUGCCACUUCAACCCCAAGAGGCAACACCUGCAGGGGAAACACGUCCUGGUGACGGGCGGGUCGAGUGGCAUCGGGCUGAGCGUGGCGCGUCAGGUGGCACUGCUUGGAGCCAAGGUGACUCUGGUGGCCAGGAAUGUGGAGAGACUGCAGAAGGCCAAGGAGGAGGUGGAGAGUGUUUGUGCCAAGCUGAAGGGCGAUGGCAGCAGCAGCAGCAAUAGGGUACAGGUCUUUUCAGUGGACUUGGCUGGGAGACGAGAGAACAUUGCCACGGCCAUCAAGGAGGCCGAAGCAAGUCAGGGGCCAGUGUACAUGCUGGUCAACUGUGCCGGGUUUGCCAGAGCUCAGGUAUUUGAGGACAUCCCACAGAGCCUUGUCAAGGAGCUGAUUGAUGUGAACUUGAUGGGGUCGUUCACAGUGACGCAGGAGGUGGUGCGGGGCAUGAAGCAGCGGGCUGAGGGAGGUGCUGUGGUGUUCACCUCGUCACAGGGCGGACUGGUUGGCCUGUAUGGGUUCACAGCCUACUCUGCUGCCAAGGCUGCUGUGGUCAAGCUGGCUGAGGCCCUGCACAUGGAGCUGAAGCCACACGGGAUAACAGUGACAGUGUGUUACCCGCCGGACACUCAGACACCAGGCUUCGAGGAGGAGAACAAGACCAAGCCAGUGGAGACACGGCUCAUCUCGGAGGCUGCUGGACUCUUCACGCCAGAGCAGGUGGCCAAGAAGCUGGUGGAUGACGCACUGCAAGGAAACUUCAGCAGCACAGUAGGAUUUGAGGGCUUCAUGCUGACUACUCUGUGUGCCGGCAUGGGUCCCAUCACCGACUCCCUGUCACUCUUGUCACAGGUGUUCCUAACUGGACUGUUCCGCCUCAUCUCGGCCUUCUACCUGUGGAGCUUCUCAAACCUCAUCCGCAGGGAGCACGAGAAGAAGAUUGCAGCCGCCAGCAGAACCAAGGCAGAGUAACGGUGUCUGGUUCUGUCCACUGGGCUGUGAUUGGUAGCCUCAGUAAAGUAAUCGAGUGAAAUGCAUGCAGUGGGAGGUGAAUUAAUAAAGGCAACAGAGGAAGGCAACGAUAGUGUAGUGUUAAGUAAACCCCUGCAUUGUGUUGAUGUAUUUUUGCUAUCAGAGAAAUAGGAUUGAUAAGACAGAAUCGAAAAAUCAUAUGAAGAUCAGCCACCACAUCUGUUCCUUGGGAUGGAUUAGGUGUUGGCUAUGUCACUAUAUAUAUUCCAAGCUAACCUAACCUAAUGUAACUUAACUUAACCUAACCC
Portunus trituberculatus (swimming crab) is the source of this 1553-nucleotide messenger RNA. RefSeq names its product 3-ketodihydrosphingosine reductase-like (gene Kdsr). The record is from RefSeq and is a predicted model, not a curated record. Lineage: Eukaryota; Metazoa; Arthropoda; Malacostraca; Decapoda; Portunidae. The coding region runs from base 214 to 1245 and encodes 343 amino acids. Gene Ontology annotation, molecular function: 3-dehydrosphinganine reductase activity. The transcript is spliced from 7 exons. Gene Ontology annotation, biological process: sphingolipid biosynthetic process. Gene Ontology annotation, cellular component: endoplasmic reticulum membrane.